AUGCGCGCCACCGACUUCAUUUCCUACACGGACGCCGAGCUCGACGCCUUCACCUACGAAGCUACACCGCACAAAUGGCCUUUGGCUGUGUUGUCAGAGGUGCGGGAGGAGUUGCAUUGGCGUUUCCUCGAGGAGUUGAAAGAGAUUCUUCGCUUGCUCAAAAAGGAGGCCGGGAGAGAGACCAUGUCGCUGCAGGACAUCAAAUUCUUUGCACUGUUGCCCAACGAGCAUGGUCAUGCCUGGUUGAAACUUCCCCGAACCUUCGACCUCUUGAAUCCCGAGGGCUGGUUUGCUACUGGUGGUUCCUCGAAUCGAACGGCGGCAAGAGCGGAUGCUGCGGCGCAUGACGUGGGAAGGCGGUCGGAGAGUGGAGAAAGGCCCGGGGGUGCGCGCUGGAGCGGAGGACAAGCCUACUCUCAAGGCAUUGCGGGGGCCUCGUUUGUCACAAGAGGAGAUAAAUCAAGCGAAGGCCAGGACACCUAUGGACAAGAAUGGCACGUUGUUGUGCUGGGGCGCACUGGCUCAUCUUGGCGAGGUGGACUCAAAGGCCUCAAGAUCGAAACCAAGGAGACGGUGAACGACAAGAUCAAGGCACUCCGCACCGGCAUGGCCAAGGACAAAGCCGACAAGGUCGUGGAUGGCAAGCGUGCUGGGUCGGACGCCGACAAAGGGGAGACCACGCGCGCUGGGGGCGAAAAGGUCGUCCAGUUCUGGGAUGUCCCGGAAGAGUUCCUGUCGAUUACACCGGCGGAGGAGGACAUGCGACAGAAGAUCCAAGGUCCCGAUCACAGCUGGUUGGAUAACGACGAAGCUCCGUCACGCGCGACUUGGCAGAAGGGCGGUGCUAAGCCGAUUGAACGAGGCCUCGAAUGGGCUGCGGCACGUGUGGCUUUGGAUCCCAACGCGACCUUUGAGGAGUUGGUGGGCGAGAUGGUGACCUACGGCGUCGGCGACAUGGCUGCAGAGGCGUUGGAGCGCGCCACGGAGUGCAAGGCAGAGUCCGAGAAGGGCAUUGCGGUGUCCGAGGCCGAGACCUCCUGGGAGCCAGGGCCAUUGCAGCAGGGGUCCUGUGGCGAAAGCUGGCUCGACAACCUUCAAUGGACGAGGCGGCGGACAAGAGCUGCGAAAUCCGACUUGAUCAAGCACGUCAAGCAGCAGAGGCACAGUCCGCGAUGGGCGAACCAGCGGAGCGAGUGGCUCCCAUUGCGCGUCUACACCCACGACAUGAUCCAUGCCAACCACGACAAGGAUUUCAGGUCGCACGCUGUCUUUCCGAUUCCGGAUUUGGAGGACGGGAAGCUGAUUGUGAUUCGCGCCAAUUAUUCGCGCCAAUUACCUCGGCAACCUGGUGGUGGAGACAGUGACAGGCUCGAUGUGGGCCGAAGGGGGACAUGCUCUACAGUGUCAAGCGAGGCAAAGGCCAACGUGUGGUGGUUUGCACCUCCAUGCACUUCUUUCUGCGAUUGGUCCUUGUUGGAGAACGGAGCAACUCGAACCUUUGAGUGCCCUGAAGGAGGGGCCAAUGGGGCGCCUCUCAAGGAUGCGGAGCGCCUGGGCAACUUGUUGAGCAAGGCUGCGGCGGAGGGCUUCCUGGCAGGUUUGGACGGCGACGCUUUUCCCAUCGCAGAGAGCACGGCGCGCAGUGGAAGGUACCCGAAGAUGUGGGACCUUCCAUGGUGGAAAGCAAUUUUGGCCCGGCCGGAUGUGGACUUCGUUGAGUUUCCAUGUGUGCCUUUGGUUUGGGCCUUUUCAGAAGGCGACGGCUUUUAUCAUCAUCGCACUCGUGUGGUCUUCCGCAAGUGUUCCGCAUUGGCCGCUGCACUGAGCCGCCGUUGCCCGGGAGUCGGUGGAGCACACCGCCAUAUUGCCCUCAAAGGCUCUCGACCGGGUGCUGUGGAGACAGACGAUGCCAGAGCAGCAGGAGAUAUGGGCCCGCUAGACAACAAGCAACAGCCUCAGUUGGCGACAUCCUUGACUUCGCUAGACAACAAUCAGCAACCUCAGUUGCGAGCUCCUGGUUUCGAGUACCCCGCUGCUGAUUCUGCUUGGCCAUCAGUGCAGGCGACAUCCUUGACUUCAACCACCUCCGUGCCAGAAGCGGGCGACAUCCUUGGCUUCAACCGCCUCUGCGCCAGAAGCGCGGGCGACAUCCUUGGCUUCAACCACCUUCGUGCCAGAAGCGCAGGCGACAUCGUGGGCUUCAACCACCUCCGCGACAUCACGGGCUCCAACCACCUCCGUGCCAGACGCGCGGGCGACAUCAUGGGCUUCAACCACCUUUGCGCCAGAAGCGCAGGCGACAUCACGGGCUUCAACCACCUCCGUGCCAGAAGUGCAAGCAGGGCCAUUGGCUUCAACCAUGUCCGUCCCAGAAGCGCGGGCGCCACCACUGGCUCCAAGAACUACCUCUUUGUUCGAGAGUCCCGACUUGCCGGUUCAAGCUUGUGCAUGGGUCAGUUUGUCAGUUUGGAAGGGGAGACCAGGGCCGGGUCUUUGGAACCUCGUUGUGUGGAAGGAUAUCGGGCACCUACGCGAGACGCGAAGGCGGCAGCAGAGGACUACGUGGACCAUGUGCAUGUUCGUGAAGAGAACGGCCUCAACAACCUCGCGGGUGUCGACGAGACCAUCCUCGAUACCAUUUUGCACCCUGACACGCUGGCCUACAUGAGGGAAGUCCGACACAAAGGGUUGGCAGCCAGAUACAAUGGGCCCCGCCAACGGGUGGUUUCGAGUCCAUUCAACGCUGUGGAUAAGAUGCUUCCGGACAGGUCGAUUGCCCCUGACAAGCGUGUUGUUCAUGACCAACGGGGUGUCAAUGCCUUUACGGAGAAGACCUUCCAUCCCCCGGCGCUUCAGCCCAAGCAUGCGCAGGUUGCCAGGUUGGUUUUGUGGAUCAAACGCCGCCUCCCUGGCAUCACGGUCUUGCUUUCGAAACGGGACAUUGCUGGGGCUUUUCGGUUGCUAUGGGUGGACCCUGCGGACGUUGAGCUGUUUGCAGGCGAUCUGCCGUGGUGUCCGGAGCACAUGGAGGGCGAGGUCUUCGCGGAGGGCGAGGAGUUCACGGUCAUCUAUUUGGUGAGGCUUCGAGCUCAUCAUCCGUGCCACGCGAGAAGAGAUUUGUCCUGGGCUUUCGAUAGCAAAAUCCUCGUCGACGACAAUGUGUUGGUUGAACCUUGGGUUGGACUACGGCCAUGCAUAGCUGGCGAUGUGUACGACCAGGGCGUCAUGCAACUGCUCGGGAAGGCCGCAGUCAACAAAGAAAAGAAUGAGAUUGAGGGGCCGUUCCGCACAUUUCAAACCGUGUGUCUCGAUCUCGAGACAUGCUCAGAAGAGGUUCACUUGCCAGAGCGACGGGUUGCAAAAGGAGCUUCUCUCCUUGCUGAGGCGGCUUUCGACUAUGGGGCCAAAGACAUCACCGUCUGGGAGAUCCAGAGGUUUCGAGGCAUCGCCACGGGCUGGACAGUGGUGGUCAAAGGCUUGAAGAAUGAGCUCAAGGCUGCGGACCGGUUCCUCGACCUGGAAACGGACGGAGGCGCGCGAGCUCGACCAAGAGCUUGCUCAUCGGAGGAGGAGGAAGACCAGGCUUGGCGCGACUUGUGGGAACUGUUUGAGGCUUGUCGGUGGCUGUGCGCUAGACCGGAGACGUGGCCGGCCAAGUUUGGGGCAAGCACGCGUGAACUCCUUCCGGUACGUGAGCGUUUGGCCCUGCCUGAUGAGAUCAAGGAGGGUGCUGUCUUCGUCUCUUCGGAUGCCACUAAGGUGGUGAUUGGAGCCAUCGAUUGGACUAAUGGCAAGGUGAUGAGGACGGAUGCUUCUCUGGCGGCGAGAUGGGUUUGGCAGCGCGGCGACCACGAUGGUAAAGUCAUCCUCUACGGCGGCGACAACCAGGUGGUCCGGCAGUGGAUCACGGAAAGGCAGAGCGGCACUGUGUCAGGUCGCCUCAUGGUGCAGCGACGAGGAAUUCCACCAAUGGCUUGGGCAAUGUGGCUUGACUGUGGUCGACAUCGGCCUCUCGACCUUCGACAGGCAGUGGAAGAUUCGGAGAAGUUCGGGCCAUGCUUGCUGGCAUGGGACGUCGACGACCGGGAGGAGCUUCUUCGCUUGAAGGAGCAGAGGUUGAGAAGGGCGAUUCCGACGGCCAUGGUCCCAAACUGGGCAAACCUUCGGGUUGUGGAGCUGGCUGGCGAUGGCAGGUGGCUCUUUGACUUUCUGGAGGCAGCCAACGCGAUGGGUUGCCAGUCACGCCGCGCUGGAUGGGCAAGAGUUGUAGUGAUCGAGGGCCCAAGGGCGGCUGAGUGGGAACGCGUCCGAGGAGUUUUCGAGGGCGCAGGUUGGCAUGUUUUCGAGGGUGAGUUGGUGACGACCGAGUUCGGCGUGGUUGGAAGUCAAUGGAUCAAGCCCACCAAGAUCCUCACUGAUGCUGGCGUGCCCCGCGACCCUCUUCUGCCAGUUGUCAAAGGUCACUAUUGGGACCAAGUCGGGAGGCACAACCUGUACGGCACGGGUGGACCUCUGUUGUGGCCUUUACGGAAGUCGGACUCUCACAUGGUGGAGGACUGCAUUGUGUUCGAUCCGAGAGGACCCCCCGGAAUGGUGCGAAAGCUGGAAGCCGAGGAGGUGUGGUGGUGCCAAGGGCGCACGAGCCAUCAACUUCAGCUGCUUCACCAACAAGGCCUUGAUUCGCAAAAGGCUUUGGUCGAGGGGAACAAGGCGACUGGGGGGCACACUGCCAUGGCAUUGGUCCUUAUGGCCGGGUAUGUUGACCGAAAUGGACCCGACCGAAAGGCUGGUGGGGGGCACGAUCCUUUAGGUGAAGAGGCGCUCACCAAGUUGCUGGAAUGGCUCGGACGAUGGCGACGAGGAAUCUUUCCACGUGCUCAGCUGGUUGGAGAUUGCCGGGCCGGAGGGCGACCAUCGGCGGAGGAUAGCGAGCUCUAUGAAGUGGAGCGGGCCGUUUGGCGAUGGGGCGAGGCUUUAUGGUUGUGGGCCCUGUUCACUGACGAGGACGAGGGCGAGGUCGAUUUUCAUCGAGCCGGAGGGCGACCUGGUGGCAAAGCAGGUGACAAAGCUCGCGAAGCGUGUGGGGAGGCUCAUGUUCAUGAGUCUCCUGUUCAGGUCAGGCCUUUUGAUGGCCUGGUUGGUGACCGCGUGGAAGAAUGGAUUGAGGAGAACCUUGUGGGUUACCAUGCCGACAGCACGACCAAACAGUAUGCGGGCAUCUACGGCAAGUGGAAAGCUUGGUCCCGGCGACAGAAAUGGCACACGGAGUACCUGGACAAGGCACAGCGUGUGGAGACCAACGAGGACAAGAUCCUGGGCUUCUUGGGCUAUCUCGGAUGGCUUGGAUGCUCUGUUGCCACAAUCAAGCAGGCCGUGUUCGCGCUCAAGGACGCGCACAAGCGCGCUGGCAAAGGCAACUCCACCGAAGGCAUGUACCGUUUGUGGAUGCUAUUGGGAGCACUGGACAAGCGGUCAGUCAAGAAACCUCGUCGUUUGGGGGUUACUCCAGAGAUGCUGCGAUGGAUAAAGAGGGUGACAAAUGUUGACUGCGACGAGGUCGGUGACAUCCUCGAUGCGGCGGUGCUGAGGGCUGCAGUGAUGACGGCGUGGUUCUUCAUGCUGCGGGCCAAGGAGUACUGCGACUCGAAUGGCAUCGACUAUGCCAUGAUCCUUCGGGGCGUCGACGUGAAGUUCCUCUUCGACGAUGUGGGGGGCAUCCAGGUCGUGAUCGGGUCACAGUGCAGUUCAGGUGAUGCUGAUUUGUGCGUGGUGGAGGCCCUCGAGGAGCUCAGUCGUUUGGCACCCAGGAGGUUCGGACAUGGACCUGAAGCGCUUCAGCCUUUGUUUCGGUGGGCCAAUGGCACUGUGGUGAAACGUCUGCAGAUCCAGAAUGUCUUGCAGAAGACCGCGAAGGCACUUGGACUGCCUUUCGAGCGCUUCAUGUCCCACUCUCUUCGUAUCGGUGGAGCCUCAGCCUUGUUCCAAGCGACUGGCGAGAUUGAGCUAGUGAAGAGGACUGGAAGGUGGUCUUCGUCAGCUGUGCAGCGGUACUUGCAUGAUGGUGAGGUUGCCUUGAAGGAUGCAGCCAAGAAAAUGGCUACCAUUGAACAGCGAGCUCAUUACACGUGA
Messenger RNA from Symbiodinium pilosum, 6129 nucleotides. The record is from the annotation of a GenBank genome assembly. Lineage: Eukaryota; Dinophyceae; Suessiales; Symbiodiniaceae.